GAACUGGCCUUCUCGUUGUAAGGAGUGGAGUCUACAGAGCGAACCUCCUCCCCCAGCUCUGACUUCAGAGGCUUCUACCGUUCCUCAUGUGUAGAGGAAGACUGUGUCGUGUGCGUUGGUUAUGACCAGCGAAGUAACAAAAAUGAUGGACAGCGUGUUGCUCAGUUACUGUGUGGUAGCUGAAAGCUUUAUAGCUUUCCAGCUGCUGUUUUCCUUCAUAAGCCCCAUCAUCUCCUCCAGAUGUUGCAGCACUUACAAGCAGCUCACCGCAGCAAAACAGUGUGAAUGGGACUCCAGGUUUGUCUCCACAGUGCAUGCAUUUAUUGUUGGAUCUUUUUGUCUCUACAUAUUAGCUUACGAUGAUGCAGUGAAGUUGGACCCCAUAUGGGGUGAUCCAUUUCAGGUGAAAAUGAAUGUUGCAAUAACCUGUGGCUACCUCGUUUAUGACUUAUUAUUUUUCGCUCGCUAUUGGAAGGAGAUGAGAGACCCGUAUAUGGUCUGCCACCACUUCGCGGUGCUCUACGCAUACGGAUAUGUGCUGAACCGAGGAGUGCUGCCAUAUUUCGCCAAUUUUCGGUUGAUAUCUGAACUCUCAACACCCUUUGUAAACCAGAGGUGGUUCUUCGAUGCAGUCGGGAUGCCGCGUUCCUCCCGGCCUGUCCUGAUCAAUGCCCUUUCAAUGUCUGUCGUCUUCUUCAUCGUACGAAUUGCCGUCAUUCCCAGCUAUUACUCCCAAGUCUUUGCCACAUUUGGCACAGAAGGUUACAUCAGGCUGGGCAUAGGCCCACAGGUGGCGUGGAUUGUCUCCUGCGUCAUCCUAGACGUCCUCAAUGUCUACUGGAUGUAUAAGAUUGCAUUUGGAUUUUACCGGGUGGUGACAAAAGCCAAACCUGGAGGCAAGCCGAGAAGGAACCAUGCUGAUUGAGUUCCCAUGAACUCUUUUAUGUUCAACCUGGCAAGAGAGACUCUAUAUUGCAGCCUUCCUGUGGAAGAGACCACUUAAUGUGAUACUUCAAAGUCACCUUACUAGUCC
Nanorana parkeri is the source of this 1033-nucleotide messenger RNA. RefSeq names its product transmembrane protein 56-A-like. Gene Ontology annotation, biological process: lipid homeostasis. The record is from RefSeq and is a predicted model, not a curated record. Gene Ontology annotation, cellular component: endoplasmic reticulum; membrane. The transcript has 6 exons. NCBI's taxonomy places the organism in Eukaryota, Metazoa, Chordata, Amphibia, Anura, Dicroglossidae. Bases 122 to 925 code for a protein of 267 amino acids.